Aedes aegypti (yellow fever mosquito) is the source of this 306-nucleotide messenger RNA. Its product is annotated as histone H2A-like. Gene Ontology annotation, cellular component: nucleosome. The transcript has 2 exons. Lineage: Eukaryota; Metazoa; Arthropoda; Insecta; Diptera; Culicidae. The coding region runs from base 1 to 306 and encodes 101 amino acids. The record is from RefSeq and is a predicted model, not a curated record. Gene Ontology annotation, molecular function: structural constituent of chromatin; protein heterodimerization activity; DNA binding.
AUGUCUGGCCGCGGCAAAGGAGGCAAAGUUAAGGGAAAGGCAAAGUCCCGUUCCAACCGCGCUGGAUUGCAGUUCCCAGUCGGUCGUAUUCACCGUCUGCUCCGGAAGGGCAAACUAUGCGAGCGUGUCGGUGCCGGCGCUCCAGUCUACUUGGCUGCCGUUAUGGAAUAUCUGGCCGCUGAAUUGGCCAUCCGCAACGACGAAGAAUUGAACAAGCUGCUGUCCGGUGUUACCAUCGCCCAAGGUGGUGUUCUGCCCAACAUUCAGGCUGUCUUGCUGCCGAAGAAAACCGAGAAGAAGGCAUAA